Molecule: messenger RNA, 4078 nt
Organism: Danaus plexippus (monarch butterfly)
Lineage: Eukaryota; Metazoa; Arthropoda; Insecta; Lepidoptera; Nymphalidae
Product: inhibitor of Bruton tyrosine kinase
Exons: 15
Coding region: 367-3999 (1210 amino acids)
Molecular function (GO): protein binding
Source: RefSeq, a predicted model, not a curated record
UUUUGAUUUUUUGUCAAGGUGAUCCCAUCUAAAUAGCUAUUAAUUUUUUAAAAAUAAACUUAGAAAGUUAAUGAGAUAACAAAAGCUGUUUCUAUCGUCUUAUGUUCUUAUUUCUGUGCUCAAAGACGUAAAUUAUGAUGUUCAGAAGGACCUCCGAGAUAAACAAAAGUCGAGCAGCUGUCUUCUUGUAAAGAUGUUUAUUCUUACAAUUAUGUGUUAAGCAUAGAGGUCCUCUUGAGAGGACUGGCUUGGCCAGCCUCAUCUUUUAGGUAGAAUAUCUAUUUUAGCCAUACUUAUUCUGUACCUGAAAUAUAUUUCACCAUAUCUUAUUUAAUCAUCAUAAAUAUAUAAGAAGUAACCGCAAAGAUGAGUAAAAACCCAGAGGUUGAUUGUAUGAGAAACUGUAAAUCUAAGUUUCAUGGCCAACUACUGACAAGCUCUAUAACAAAACGAUCUGUGAAUGACGAGUCUCUUGCCAGCUUUAUAAAAAGCACAUGCGCCAACUUUGCUAAAGCCUUUGAUUUUGAGGGCCGUACUGCUUUGCAUAUGACAGUGUCAAGGGGUAGAAAUGUAUUGAUGAAAUGGUUGAUUCGUCAUUCCUCGGAUGCCUUUAUUAAUGCUCGUGAUCGUGAAUCCGGUUAUACACCAUUACAUAGAAGUAUAUUCUACGGACAAAUACACACUGCUGUUGCCCUUAUGAAGCUUGGCGUGAGCACUGAUAUAUUAGACAAAGACGAUUUCAAAGCAAUAGACCAUGCUAUGUUAGACAAGCAGUACAUGUCGAAGUUGUCUCCGUCGAUGCCUUGUGAUGUGUACGUUUGGGGAAGCAAUUCAAAUUAUACCCUUGGUACUGGCUCUCAACAACCGAGACGUAUACCCGAAUUACUUACACAUUUCAGCCGCACUAAUGCUGAUAUUCAAAAGGUGUGCUUAGGCAAAUUCCAUAGUGUGUUCCUCAGCGGGGGUGAAGUGUGGUGUGCGGGGCAGCCGGCCCGGGCGGGGGGGCCUCACUCCACAGCCUUACGACCUAUACCACUUAGACUAGCGGAAACCUGUGUGGGUAUGGCCCUUACUUUGACCUCCACUGUCUUCCUCCUACAGAGCGGAGCGGUGAUCCAAUACUCGUUGAACAACACUGAAAAUCCAAGUCCAUCGACAGUUAAGAGCCCAUCGGUCAUUAAACUGGCGAAUGUGAAACCGGUUUUGAAGAUAUCUCAUCCCCUGGGCGUGUGCGCGGGACGAUCCCACGCGGUGGCGUGGAACGAGCACGCGGUGUACACCUGGGGAUUGAACCUUGGACAGCUCGGACACACGCAAGACAAAGUUGUCCCCUUACCCAAAAGGGUAGCGAUAUCAUUGAAUAACAAAGAAGACGCGAAGUUUCAGUUUGUUGACGCUUCAGACGCAGCCACAGUCAUUUCCACGAGUGUGGGAGACGUUUAUCUCCUGCAUAAAAAUAUUUGCAAGAAAAUUGCCAUUAAACAGAUCAAUUUACGUCAAAUAUGUGUUGAGGCGAAAGUGAGCGACCAAGGUGCAUAUUCGCGUGUCACCGUCUUACUUCUCACCAACGUUGGACAACUCAUGAUCUGGCAAGACACCACCAACACAUUGACCAGAUGUGUCUUUGGUCUUAGUCAUCAAACUACUAUAACACAUGUAGCACUAACCCACGACGCUCUCUACUUCACAACUAAACAUGGCGAAGCGUUCGUCGGUUAUAUAUCGAGAAAGACCACGCCCCCUCCCGCUCAACCAAUCAAAAAGGAAAGGGAUAGAGACAACAAAUCAGCCCUGGUGAAGUUUUUAGAAAAGGACGACUGUACAUCUGUUAGGAUAUCCAAGAUACCGAACAUUCAUCGGGCUAUUGGAAUAUCGGUGGACAGCGAGGGACUUAAUUUAGCCUGUCUUCAGACAAAACCGUCCUGUGGCCUUACUUCCAUCCCGGAUCUAUCUCCAACGAGUCUGACCAAGCACAUGGAGAUUCUGAUAGAAACAGCGGCCGAAGACGACAUCCUACAUGACGUUGUGUUUAAAGUCGGCCAAAAAUCCUAUCCAGCUCAUCUAUAUAUAGUAGCGUCAAGCAGCGAAUAUCUCUACAAGCAAUGCGCCAACGGUGUCAUAACCCUGGAUGUUCAUCCGGAGGUGUUCGAACGGGUAUUGCAGUACAUGUACACGGGGUCCUGUGACGUCACCAGGCUGGGGGUCUGCGGGUUGAGGCUGAAGCGAGAGGAGCUUGUGAAGAAAGACCCUUUGGAGGACGAGGUUAUUGAAAAUCCGGCAGAGAUAUCGGCGUUUGAAGUAUACAAGAACCAGGAGAAAAGAAAAGGCAACCGUCGCAAAAACGUGGAAGUGUCUAGAGUGCAUGUCUUCUGCGAUCCCGUCAAGUUAGUUCAGGCGACGGCGAAGAGACUUCAAGUCAUGGGACUACAUAAGCUGCUUGACAAGUUUUACUACAGAGAGGGUUCAAUCUAUCUGAAAGACUCGGCAACCUUCACGAAGACUCCUCUAACGUGGGACAGGGAUAGCUUCCCUGACCUCGUCGACACUCAAGUCUGUUCCAAGGACGGUAUCCUAAUACCGGCCCACAAGUGCGUUUUGGCAGCCCGGCUGGAAUAUUUCCAGGGAAUGUUUAUGCAUUCCUGGACAGAGAGUACACUCCUGUCGAAGGUGACCCUGCCCAUCAACCAUAGCAUUUUGUUGCCCGUGAUCGAUUUCUUAUAUACCGACAAAUGUCCGGAAGUCGAAAACUCUGACAGUAUAGACUUCAUAUGCAGCAUGCUUAUUGUGUCAGAUCAGCUGUUCAUCAGUCGUUUGAGAGAAAUGUGUGAGAUCGCUCUCUCUAAUCUUAUAACAUUAAAAAACAGCACAGAACUGUGUCAAUUCGCUCACACGUAUAACGCGUCCCAACUAAAGAGAUGUUGCAUGGAAUUUAUAUGUCUCAAUAUAUGUAGCGUACUAGAGAACAGGUCCCUGGAUCUAUUGGAAGAGACAUUGCUGAUGGACAUCACCAAAUAUUAUUGCAAAUUUAAUCCCAUCAUGUCCUCGCGCGUCAUAACACCAUUUUUUAACGCUCCAAGCGACGAAGUAGUUGAUAAAUGCUUUAGGAAUUAUCCCAUAGAUUUGGAUUAUGUCGAUGAAGAUGUAAAAAGGGAUGAUAGCCUGGAAGUCAAUAAAAAGAAAAAACAGAAGAAAAUUGAGUACACGGAUAAUGAAAGGGCGAGAAAGAGAUACGAAUCUGUGAGUUCGAUCUCGUCGUUGGAUUUAUCCCACGAUACCUCUGGCGACGUGACACUGUCACUGAGUUCGAUCUCUAAGGAAACGGAGAAAAAAUAUCAAAAUGCUGAUAAGUGGACGGAAGUGCCAACAACCCAACAAAAACAGCAGAAAUUGGUCCAAGCACGUUUAAAAGCAAUAUCUGCUGCAAAAGAAAUUCUUAAUGAAACACCAAACAGCUCUUUUACUAAGUUGACUAAAACUAGUUCUUCUCCAGUCGUAUCACAAGAUACAUCGAUUCCAACUACAUCACGUACGUCUGUCUCUCCCAAAGAUUCACCUGAACUAUGUUGGGGCCAAGGAAACCUGAUAAUAAGUCACGUUGGUCCAAAGUUAUCGCAAAAACAAAGAAAGAAAUUGGCUUUAGAAAAUGAUCAGCCGGCCCAAACUCUUGACAACUACUUAGCUAACAAAUUAAAUAUCGGAAGUCCCCCCGACAAACCAAGAAACCCUUGGAAGAUAUGUGACCCACCAGUCGCUGCUAGCAGUCCAAAUAAAGCAAACUCAUUGGAAUUCAAUAAGAUUCUUGCUGAUCAAAAGAAACAAAAAGAUGACUCCUCAAGAAUUAUGACAAAACCUUUGACUCUUACACAGUUAGAAGAUAAAGCCAUUGAAGAAUUGGAAAGAUUCUACAACAUUCAUGAGGCCGACGAUGAAUUAAUAACUGUGAAAAGAAUUGAAUUGCAAGUGUCUUCCCCGCAAUGGAUAAAUACAGCACCAAGAUAAUAAACUAUUUGUCAUUACAAAUGAACUACUUAUUUUCAAUAAAGUAUAUUAUAUAUUUUAAAUUCUGACUAAUAUCAAA